UAUUAAUGAAAAAGUACUAGUUCCACUUAUAAGGCAUUUUUGCCAUGUUAUAAGUGAAAUAAUCUGCCAGUAGUAAUUAAAAGUUCUUUGUCUAAAGAGCAAGUGAUGGAAAUAACGGCAUACUACUUUAAAACAAAGAUGCAUUUCAAUGAAUAAAACUAUAACAGAGUUGAAAAAAUGCACUACCAGCCCAAAAUAAAUUAAAAUAAUCUUUCACACUUCUGAGUUAAUAAUUAGGACAAUGAUAUAUUGUUUGCAACUUAUAUAGCUCAUUUAAUGCAUAUGUCCAUUAAAGUUUGUUUUAAUUUUUGAGAAAAGGUUUAUCCAAGAUUUGUUUCUUCUUCCUGCUCUCUGUUUGCGAAUUAAUGAUGAAAUUUGUUAAAUGAAGCGAAACGUUUUAUUUAGGUCUGGACAAUAACUCAGUAACAACAUAUGUACCCAUGAUUAAUAUCAACAGAUGAUAUAUCUGGAAGGAUAUUCAGGAUAUAGAAAAUUCACUGAACUCUAAUCCAGAACCGCACAGCAUUCUGGGAAAUGUAGGCAGAGGAAAGACUUGAGCUUCUCAACCUCCCAAAGCCAGAUAAGUUAGUGGGACCAACUAACUCACUCAUUCUUUGGUUGCCUAGCAAAGACCUGUGGAGUAACUGAGGCAGCAGCAGUUUAAGGUUCCGCCAUUUUGCCUCAUAACUGCUUAAAAAAAAGCAACACCGUGGAGAGAAAGCUGUGGUUAAACAGGAAAGGUCACCUCAGACAUUUAAAACAAAAAAUAUUCAAUAAUUGAUACUGGAUAUGAAACACUUUUAUGUUUUCAGCCAUAUUGUUCAGCCCUAAUUUUAUUACAUAACUCAAAUCCUAAUCCAAGAGAAGGUUAGCAGUAGCGGUGAUCCAUCUGUUUCUAACAGUAACGAUAAAAAGCAAGUAAAUGUCUCUGCCAACCUCCAGUAAUCAGACUGUCGUGUUGUUCUUCUGUCAGUAUUCGUUGAAUCAUGUUUAUUUUCAGCUCUGCUGCAGAAGGACAGCCCAGGCUGUGAACUCACUGGUCCUCUUUGUGUCCUCGCAGAAAGAAGGCUUUAUUUCCUGCUAAUAUCUUUCCUAAGGGGUCAGACUGUUGUCACUGGGUUACAGUGAAUAUAUACACAGAGCAGAUCAUUUAGGGCAGAAUUCGUCCUCUUUUGGGAUUCACCUGGCUGGAUUUGAGCUUGUCUCUGAUUAUGUAAUGUACUUAUUUUGCUGCCUGCUGCAGUUAUUACAGACUGGCUGUGAGGGCUCCCAGCAUCCCAUUAGCAACAGCACAGACGACCUCGGAUUUGCUUUUUCACCCCAAAUGUCUCUCACUCCGAGUCGGAAGUCAUCCUCCAUUCAGCGCAGGCGCUCUGUUGGAACGAGUGGCGGGAGCAGGGGAUGUUCCCAUAGCGACACGUCCAGCACUUACACCUAUCCCGGCCGGACGAGGGGUUCUGAUGGCAGCCCCACAGCCCGGACCAAUCCAAGCACGCCCAGGCGCCAGACGAAGCACACGGCCUGCAUCAACAACCAUGGGAUCAAAGUCCCGGCGCCGGAGCAGUACCUGACCCCACUGCAGCAGAAGGAGGUCUGCAUCCGACACCUGAGGGCCCGGCUGAGGGAGAACGUGGAGCGACUGCAGCACAGGGACUAUGAAAUAGAAGAGUUGAGGACCCAGCUGAACAAGAUGCAGGAAGACUGGAUAAAGGAGGAGUGUCACCGCCUGGAGGCCCAGUUAGCUCUGAAGGAGGCCCGUAAGGAGAUCCAGCACCUGCACGAAGUGGUGGAGUCGGUCAAAUCCAACAUCGGCGUCCAUGACCAAGACCCUCACGAUUAUAAGCCAUACUCAGGGCUGCAGGCAGUUCGGCCUGGAGGAAAGUCCAGGUCUUGUGGUUGUUCCCCCGCCAGCACCUUGACCCGCUGUUCCACCUUGACCCGCCGGAGCAGCGAGGCUCUGCAAAUGGACCGCAACCCUCCAGAACCAAGCGGGGCACCUCGCUCCGCGGAACAAACCCACCUGCUGUUGGAGGCGGCGCGCUUGUCUGAGCAGCUGCCACACCAGGCUCACCACCUCCGGCCCGGACCGGCUGUCUCCCGCUCGGCCACCUGUGAGCGUCUGUGCAGCGGCGGCGCCGUGCUGCCCAUGUCCCACUCCUGCCACUCCCUCAGCAGCAGCUGCAGGUGUGGUGGACAUGCCUACCUCCCGCAUCAUCCCCUGUUCCUUCACUUACCUCAAGAAGAGCCGCCACUUUCAGCAGCAGCAGCAACACCACCCACCGUCCCGGUCCCAGUCCCGGUCCCGGAGAAGAAACCGGAGGUCCGGUCUCAGGGCUGCAGCCCCACCAUGACCUGGCUGAGCAAGGAGAGCAGCACCGAACAGCUGAGCGUCAUUUCCACAGGGAAACCAGAGGUCACCCUUUCGGAUCCAUGGUCAGUGUCAACAUCUUUACCUCUGCUGUCCCGUCCAGAUCUCCCUCUUGCUGCUGCUGACGAACCUGAGGACAUCAGAAAGGUGCUGGCAGGGCCCCACACCCACCAACCCAAGCCAGUAGAGCAACUUCCUGUUAGACAGGAAGCUACUGUACUGGAGUUUGACGAGGACGAAGCAGAGGGAAGUGAGGACAGGCGACCCCCUGAGUUGUCACACUGGAGCCGCUACUUCCUGGUAGACCUUCUGGCUCUGGCGAUGCCGGUGGUUCCCACUAUGGCGUGGCUGUGCCGGGGGGCACCACAGGAAGUCAUGCCCGCCUACCACAUUGGCUCCCUGCUGAGAGGCUGCUGUGCUGUGGCCCUCCACUCGCUUCGGCGGCAGGGCGCAGGCCGGGACAGGCCGACCGCUGGCAUGAACGGGACAACUUCAGUCUGACUCUUCAAGCCCACUUCUAGAUUAACGGGGAUCUAUUAUGCCAAAUUAACAUUUUCAUGCCUCCAUUUGGGUCUCAACUGCUUCUAAGAACAACCCAAGCAAUU
Poecilia latipinna (sailfin molly) is the source of this 2973-nucleotide messenger RNA. It is a transcript of the gene snpha, whose product is annotated as syntaphilin a. Gene Ontology annotation, biological process: neuron differentiation. The record is from RefSeq and is a predicted model, not a curated record. Lineage: Eukaryota; Metazoa; Chordata; Actinopteri; Cyprinodontiformes; Poeciliidae. The transcript has 4 exons. Gene Ontology annotation, cellular component: cytoplasmic microtubule; mitochondrion. The coding region runs from base 1217 to 2869 and encodes 550 amino acids.